AUGUCGAUUCGAAAACGUCAAAAAAGAAUUGAAAACAAAAUUACAAUUACACAAUUUGAACAAUUUCAUGAUGAAUUAGUAUUAAAAUGUUUUGAUUAUCUUGAUUUUAAUUGUCUAUAUGAUAUAUUUUAUAAUUUAAAUCAACGUUUUAGAAGAUUAAUUGAAUGUCAAAAGAAAAUUCAAAUUAAUUUUAAUUCAAUUCCAUCGAAAAAUUUUUUGAGAUUUUUUUUUCAAAUAAAUCAAUAUAUAAAAAGCGAUAAAAAUUAUUUUCUAUCAAUUCUAACUGAUAAUAAAUGUCGACUUAAUUUAAUAUUAGAAGAUGAUUUAUUUAAAGAAAUAUCUUUAAAACUAAAAUCAUUAUCAUUAUCAAAUAUCGAUGCUGGAACAAUAAAUUCUCUUAUAUUUAAUAAAACAUUAAAAUUAUAUAAAAGAUUAGAACGAUUAAAUUUAUUCGAGAAAAUUAGUGAAAAACAUGAAGGAAGUAAUGAUAUUGAAUGUAAGAGUUUAUGUAAUAAUUUGUUAUCAUCAAGAAUGAAAUCAUUAAAAUAUUUAAGAUGA
Adineta steineri is the source of this 558-nucleotide messenger RNA. Lineage: Eukaryota; Metazoa; Rotifera; Eurotatoria; Adinetida; Adinetidae. The record is from the annotation of a GenBank genome assembly.